Molecule: messenger RNA, 627 nt
Organism: Didymodactylos carnosus
Lineage: Eukaryota; Metazoa; Rotifera; Eurotatoria; Philodinida; Philodinidae
Source: the annotation of a GenBank genome assembly
AUGAUGUACCAGUGCGGCGUCCGUGACAGCACGCCGAUCAAUCGUCCCAUCAACUCGACGUCAGCUCCACCGAGUGAACCCAGUGAGAGGUAGAUCAGCGCACUGCCGUCAGGACGGUUGCGCACGGACUCAGGCAGCACGUACUUUGUGUCGGUUUCGCGCACACUGGAGUCCAUGCGGUGCCAGGUCUUGUCAAGUGGACGUGCGUCAAUGUAGUCGGCCUCCUCAGGAAAAAAGUAGAGAUUAGCCGUGGAUGACGUGUGAAUGAACUCUAGGUCGUCCAACGGUGGAGCGCCCUGCUCGACCACCCACUUGUUGAAAGAGGUCCAUAGUGGACGGUGUACGCGGUCAUACUCAGCGCGAAACGCAGCCCACUGUGAGCGAUCCGCGGCGGGAAGUCCCGAGAAGAGGGGGGCGACGUUCGGACCCUGCAUUUCUAGUGGGUUGCACGGCACGAAACGGAUGAACGGUGCAUCCGCUGUCAUGAGCGCCGGGAAGCAGAUCACGUUAUGCUCGACGAUAACAUCCGGCUGCACUGCGAUGACGAUCUCCCGUAGUCGUGGCUGGGCGUAGUGUGCCCCGUCAACAAUGGUCUGCCAGAUUGGUAGGUAGAAAGACUCAAGCUGU